AAUGGCGAAAGGGGGCCGGUCAUGGAAAAGUUUUGGGAUGCAGGGAUUUCUUGUUUACAUCCUCCCGGAGUACGACGCGGGGGCGGGGUUGGCUCCGCCCUCAUUCUUUAGACCUGACGUCAUUGUCGCUUGUGUUUUUUUGUGAAUGAAAGAAUCCAACCUCAGAGAGCAGCGGAGUAAUUCCGGGAAAAGGCGGACUGACAUUUUGUCGCUAGAGUCGCUUCGAUCCAGCAGAUUGUCUGUAUCUAUGUUGACUGGUGCUUGGGGGGAAACAACCGAAGACAGUCGGAUCAUGUCAUCAGAAAGAAGCAGCAAAGCCCUGAAGGUAAAGCAGGAAUGUGGCGAAAAUGUGCCCGUCCUGUCGGACAGCGAGCUCAUGUCUCUCACAGUGCGAGAGUUGAACCUCCACCUGCGCGGCAUGUCCCGCGACGAGAUCCAGAAGCUGAAGCAGCGCCGGCGCACCUUGAAGAACCGGGGCUACGCCGCCAGCUGCCGAGUCAAGCGGGUGUCGCAGCGCGAAGCCCUGGAGCAGCAGAAAACGGAGCUCCAGAGGGAGGUGGAAAGGCUCGGGGCGGAGAACGCCGGCAUGAGGAAAGAGCUGGAGGGGCUCGGCGCGCGCCUGGCGGCGCUCCAGAGGUUCGCCAGGGGCCUGGAGGCUGGAGGAGGCAACCUGCUCGCCACGGCCCCGCGUCGCAACACCGCCUCGGUCAUCACCAUCGUCAAGAGUCCACCACAGCCUCAGCCACAGAGGGACCAGGAGCCGUCCUAGAAGGAGCUGCUUGACUGGGGGGUGGGUGAGGGAUGGACAGGGACGUACAACAUGCAAUGCAAAAUCACACGCAUACACCUGCAGGUAUAUAUAUAUAUAUAUAUAUAUAUAUAUUAUAUAUACACACACGGAGAACAGGAAGAUGAUUUUAGUAGGAAAAUACUAAGCUCUGCGUCACGCCUCGUUCACAUUUUGAAAUUCCGUAGGAUUAUUUACGUAGGAGCUAUUCAUUCCUGUGUGACAGUGUUGACUAGUUUUCCAAAGCAAGGGCCAGGAACCGUUGCAAAAGAGUCUAGGACCGGUGGAGGUGUCCGCCGCUUAAUGCCGUACUAUGACACUGCAGCUUAGUUGACUGAAAUGUACCUUUUUAAAGCGUAUAGACGCAGCGGGUUUAGUGUGAACGAGGCGUUCAGCACCGAUUCACUCGCAGUCAUCACACACGCGCGCACAAAAACCCUCGCACUCAGUCCCCAGUCCACGCGGGGGGGUGGGGGGGGGGUAGACUUUACUAACUGGACACUGACUAAAGCCAGACCAACCCAACCGGAGUUACUGUACAUGUUCUCGGCUCAACAAGUCCAGCUCUCACGCUGGUGCUCUCUGAUCGUGCUACCGCAUGGCCGCCGGGGCUUCUCGCCGCUUCAGGUUAUGGCACCUGACCAACAGCAACGUGCAAGGGCAGAGCGGACACUCUACAACGGCUGCUUUCUUUGUACAGCUUGUAGUCUGAAGUUACUGGCUGGCUCUCAUAACCAGCCCGGGGCCCAUGUGUCUCUGCUACUGUGCAAGGAAGUGUCCCAAAGUAUGAUUCAUUCACUUUUAGUUAGUCAUUAAUGCAGAGUUUCUCAACCAUGGUGUCACUUGAUAUGCAGGCGGGGUCAUGGGAGAAGACUAAGUGCUUGGGUCAUGAGGAUUUUGGGAACAAACGUGGCCACAAAGUCCAGAAAAAGGUUGAGAAAUGCUGCAUUUGUGAAUCAUGAAUUCCUUCAAGCUGUUCUGUGACAUUUUAGUUUUGGGAUUCACCUGCCACUACUUCCCCCCUGUUCUACCCCUCCGCGUGAUGGGGAAAGUAGUUUUGUACUGCUUGUGUACACAUUUCUCACAAUAAUGCAGUGCCUUCAGUGUAUGUUGGAGUUAGAAGAAUGCAAAACUAAGAGGGGGAAGGGGUGAAAAUGGACCGUAAUCGCUCGUCGUUGACUGUUCACAACCGCACAUCUUUCUUUAGAGUUUCUCUGGAUUCUGCUAUUUGCUGAGCUAUGAUCCAGCAUGGCUCAUUUUACAAUCCCUACUGUGCAGUAACUUGCUACAGUCUGCUGUGGCUUCCUUUUUUUUUUUUUUUCUUCAUAUCUGCUAGACUGCCAACAACAAACGUUGGUCAUUUUGCUACAAACGUGUUAAAGCGGAGUUGCAUCUGGUAGGAAUCACGCUGAAGUCGACGCAAAUCCUCUGCAUACAUUCCCGUUUUUGUGUUCUUAUUUGUACUGUUUGUACGUGCCGUUGAGAGACGAGAUGUUGAGUGACAUUUAUCAGAGAUAUAUUCUAUAUUUUAUUUGUAUUUAAAGGUAGUUGUUAUGAAAAGACAAGCUAACGAGUGCUGUGAUGUACUAUGUGUUUUUCAGAAGUACUUACUUACGACUAGUCCGGGGAUAUUCUCACGUCUAAUUAUUGUGUUGUGUGGCAACGAUGAUUACUUUACAAAAUGUUAAUUAUUAUUAGCUAUGUAGAAAUAUGCUCAAAGCCAAUGGCCAUAUUGCUGUAUGAUGAUUUUUUUUGUUUUGUGUGUGUGUGUGCGUUUAAUUUUUUUUGCCAUGUUUGUACUGGCUUGUCAUAGUGGAUUCUUGGAGGGAUAUUAUUUUUCUAUGAUGAUUUGUAUGUCGUUUGUGUGAAAAAUUAAGGUCACUUGUGUACUGGCUGGGUGGGGCAGGUCCACAGGAUGUUAAAGGAAAAAUGUGGGAAGAAAGAUUGAGAUGAGGAGGAGACAAGAAGGCUGAGGAGUUGUCGAACGAUGGAGAAAGAAAGUAGGCAAGGCGGGCUGGGAAAGAAGGUGGAAAGAGGUGGGGCGUUACUCACGUGAAAACCUCCAUCGGUGGCAGGCCUGAUUCAGCCGAGGUGUGCUCAAACAGGCCUGGGUUUCAAUGGAGUCUAGACCGCUGAAUAGUGCUAGCAUAUCAUUUAUAAGCAGGCGUUGUAAACACAUUAGACUGUGUUGGCAAAUAACUCCUUAAGAUAUGAGGCAUAUAUUUAGCUAUUAUAUGAAUGAAUCAGUGUGGCAAAAGCAUUUAUUCUCAAUAUUUUAACGUCUCACAUCUGUCAAAACCGUGCUGGAUGUUUUGUAAGACUUGCAAAACAAAAAAAAUGUUUUUUGUAUUUAUUACUUGUAUUUUUUCUAUUGUGAAAAUUUAAGUACAUUGUCUAUUUUAUAUAUUAAUUAUAAUAAAUGUUGUACAUAUUGUACAUAAAAUGGUGUGGUUGUGGGCUGGAUCGGAACAGUAGAUGCACACACACGUGGUACGGAAAGGAAGUGGAUCUAGGAUGUGUUGCACAAGUUUAUCUCUCCGGAUCGGAAGAUAAACUCGAGGUUAAAGUAGAAACUAAAGUUUUUGACCAAAGAUGAUAUGUAGUGAGACUAUACGUGUUUACAUGUUAUUUUUUUUUAACCUGAGAAGCAAUUUUCCCUCUUCAUUCUGUGACCAAUCGA
Molecule: messenger RNA, 3467 nt
Organism: Sander lucioperca (pikeperch)
Lineage: Eukaryota; Metazoa; Chordata; Actinopteri; Perciformes; Percidae
Gene: maff
Product: v-maf avian musculoaponeurotic fibrosarcoma oncogene homolog F
Exons: 4
Coding region: 146-769 (207 amino acids)
Biological process (GO): regulation of epidermal cell differentiation; regulation of transcription by RNA polymerase II
Cellular component (GO): nucleus
Molecular function (GO): RNA polymerase II cis-regulatory region sequence-specific DNA binding; DNA-binding transcription factor activity, RNA polymerase II-specific
Source: RefSeq, a predicted model, not a curated record